This is a messenger RNA of Fraxinus pennsylvanica, 690 nucleotides long. The record is from the annotation of a GenBank genome assembly. NCBI's taxonomy places the organism in Eukaryota, Viridiplantae, Streptophyta, Magnoliopsida, Lamiales, Oleaceae.
AUGUCCAACAGAAACAGAUUGAUUCUGGUGGUACUUCUCUGGGUUGCGGUUCUAUUUGGAACUCUUGCUCUCAUUCUGAAUCGGCUAACAGAUGCAGGAUUUUCAUCUGACAAAAAAUUGAUUUCAGAUAGCAAGUUUAAUCACGAGGUGAAAACCUCGAAGGAUAUAGAAGUGACUCACAAAGUUUACUUUGACAUUGAAAUUGAUGGCAAACCCAUUGGGCGUAUUGUCAUGGGCCUAUACGGGAAAACAGUACCAAAGACAGCAGAAAAUUUUCGGGCUCUUUGCACAGGGGAAAAAGGAACUGGAACAAGUGGGAAGCCUCUUCACUAUAAAGGGAGCACAUUCCACAGGAUCAUACCAAGCUUUAUGAUCCAGGGAGGCGACUUUACCCGUGGAGAUGGAAGAGGUGGCGAAUCAAUUUUUGGUGGUAGUUUCCCUGACGAGAACUUCAAACUAAAGCACACCGGUCCUGGAUUUCUCUCGAUGGCAAAUUCCGGACCAGAUACCAAUGGUUCUCAAUUCUUCAUCACAGUGGUGAAAACGAGCUGGUUGGACGGUCAUCACGUUGUCUUUGGCAAAGUGCUUUCAGGGAUGGAUGUUGUGUACAAGAUUGAAGCCCAAGGCAGACAAGAUGGAAUGCCCAAAAGCCGAGUAAUCAUUUCAGACAGCGGUGAAUUGCCAGUAUAA